Messenger RNA from Aspergillus udagawae, 363 nucleotides. RefSeq lists its product as uncharacterized. NCBI's taxonomy places the organism in Eukaryota, Fungi, Ascomycota, Eurotiomycetes, Eurotiales, Aspergillaceae. The coding region runs from base 1 to 363 and encodes 120 amino acids. The record is from RefSeq and is a predicted model, not a curated record. The transcript has a single exon.
AUGAAGAUCGCAGCUCUCGCCGCCACCUUCGUCCUGGCCCUUGUCCCCAGCGUGUCCGCCUGGCGCGUGUAUUUUUACCAGCUCAAGGAGGAACAGGGUCCCUCUAUCACUAAUGGCGGACCUGGAAAUCCCGGAUUCAAGUGCUUCCCUAACGUCGACCCUCUCAACCAGAAGAUUUCGUCGAUGAGGUACUACUCGGACAAUCCGGAGGGCACCACCCGCUGCUGUAUCAAGUUCUACGACAGCCCUGGCUGCAAGGGCGACUUUGGCUAUGAGUUCUGCCGCAACCAGUUCGUCAACUUUGCCGACAUUGGUCAUGACAAUGAUGUGAGCUCCUACUCGACCAACUGCGUCAGGAUUUGA